This is a messenger RNA of Brugia pahangi, 264 nucleotides long. NCBI's taxonomy places the organism in Eukaryota, Metazoa, Nematoda, Chromadorea, Rhabditida, Onchocercidae. The record is from the annotation of a GenBank genome assembly.
AUGUAUGACAUAUCAAUGUAUGGCACUGAUAAGAGGAAUUUAACUAGAAAGGAGCGGUUGAGAAGACGUGCCAGGAAAAUGAUCAAAGCUGGCCUCAAAGAGGACGAAUGCUAUUGUUGUUCACUGGAAGGUUCACCCACAACGGCGUGCAUAAUUAUCGCCGGAAUAGUCUUCCUUAUCAUCUUUUGCUUGAUAAUGUUUGCAUUAUUGAGUGCUGGUGUCGAUUUCGAGGCAACAUUUACGGAACCUGGCAUGCAAUUUUGA